Molecule: messenger RNA, 267 nt
Organism: Pestalotiopsis fici W106-1
Lineage: Eukaryota; Fungi; Ascomycota; Sordariomycetes; Amphisphaeriales; Sporocadaceae
Exons: 2
Coding region: 1-267 (88 amino acids)
Source: RefSeq, a predicted model, not a curated record
AUGGUUUCGAGAAUACUGUUUUGGUCAGGCUUUGGCGUGGCCGUCCGCUUCUGGCAGCUCGGCCUCGAGAUGCGCCCGCUCUUCAACCGCUCCUCGCUCUGGGCCUGGCCCGUCUUUGCGGGCGUCGGCGGCAGCUUCGGAUACUGGCUUCAGGGCGUCGAUGAGCGACAGACGGCAGUGCUGGCGGACAGGAAAGCAGCCAUUCUCGAGAAGCGCGCAAGGAGGGCCGCUAAGGAGGCUGACCAGGUCGCCGCCGAGCACGCAUGA